AUGAAAAGUGAAAGUUUGUCGCAGGCAAGAAUGCAGAGUUCCACACCAACAGUUUUAGACAAGUACUUUGGCCAUCUUCAUGAAACACUGACAAAGAAUGAUCUUUUAAACAAACCCGGUCAAAUAUUCAAUUGUGAUGAGUCAGGAUUUUCCCUAAAUCCUAAGCCGCGAUACAUUGCCACCCGAAAGGGCCAACCUCAUACCUACUCUGUAACAUCAGGCAGCAAAACACAAAUAACUGUAAUGGCUUGCAUCUGUGCUGCUGGAUAUUCUAUGCCACCAAUGGUCAUUUUUGACAGAAAAGGAUUAAAUCCAGACUGGAAAGAAGGAGAAGUCCCUGGCACUAGCUAUGGCCAAAAUGAGUCUGCGUGGAUUGAUAGUGACAUGUUUGAUGGGUGGUUUAAUCAACUGUUUUUAAAGUUUAUUCCUGCUGCUCGUCCAAUCCUUCUGCUAUUAGAUGGUCACUCUUCCCAUUAUAACCCUGCUGUAAUCAAGCAAGCGGCAAGUAACUACAUCAUUAUAUUCUGCCUACCACCAAACACCACCCAUCUAAUGCAGCCACUAGACAGAGUGUGCUUUGGUGCAGUCAAGCAGUUCUGGAACGAAGAAUGCCACAGUUACAUGCAACAGCAUCCAGGUAAAGUAAUUACACGAGGGCAAUUCUGUCAGGUAUUUAGACUGGCUUGGAUGAGAGGAAUGAAAAUGAAAAAUAUCUUGGCAAGCUUCAAAACAACAGGAAUUCAACCUUUUAAUAAGCUUGCCAUUGCUCUACCAGGUGAAUGCAACACGACCUCAGACGAGAAAUAA
Molecule: messenger RNA, 807 nt
Organism: Corticium candelabrum
Lineage: Eukaryota; Metazoa; Porifera; Homoscleromorpha; Homosclerophorida; Plakinidae
Exons: 1
Coding region: 1-807 (268 amino acids)
Cellular component (GO): nucleus
Molecular function (GO): DNA binding
Source: RefSeq, a predicted model, not a curated record